Molecule: messenger RNA, 753 nt
Organism: Exophiala aquamarina CBS 119918
Lineage: Eukaryota; Fungi; Ascomycota; Eurotiomycetes; Chaetothyriales; Herpotrichiellaceae
Exons: 1
Coding region: 1-753 (250 amino acids)
Source: RefSeq, a predicted model, not a curated record
AUGAAUUCCAUUGUAACGAGAUACACCUACGUCGUGGACCUACUCCAAGAUCUGGUACGCAACCAAUCCAACAAUCCAACAGUUUUGGUAAUCUGUUCUACCCGAGAGGACUUUCUUGAUCAGAUAAUAUCAGGGCUGCAAGCGCGGUCGGAUGAUCCAGCAACGACACUGCAUCACGAUGGGGACGGGGAUCAGGAGGUACCAAGUCGUAGUGCGUCCGCGCCAGAUCCAGACUUCUUAUCUCCAGUCUUGAGCGCUUUGAAUGCCAGCCGGCUCAUCAAGUUGGCCUUCUGUCCUACCAUUUCCAGUUUGAGGGCAUACUUUUCAAGCUGUGGCGCCACAUCAAUGGCGCCGACUUCAUUCAAAACGACAGACCUCAUCAUCCUUAACCUAGUUGGCCAGCACCAUGGGUCAUCGGAGUUCACAUUUCAGGGUCUCUCACAAACACUUGCCACCGUCGUAUCCGCCGGCAUGAGGAUGCACCAGGCGGUGCAACUGGUUGAAUGCAAGGAUGUGAACGACCCAUCGAACGCUAAUUUCGGUUCCACAUUGUGGAGUGCAGAGGUUCCAUUGCUUAGCAUGUCUAUCAAGAUAGGCGAGGACGGCGCAAGAUGGGGCCGCCGAAGCGUGAGAGUGCACAAGAUUGCCAGCCGAUGGUUCAGAACGGAAAAGAGCACUGAUCACAACAAGGCAAGCGGAGCAGUGACACACCGUGCCGAAAUCCCAGAUUCAGAAGAUGAAAUGCUUAUUUGA